Molecule: messenger RNA, 2180 nt
Organism: Scylla paramamosain (green mud crab)
Lineage: Eukaryota; Metazoa; Arthropoda; Malacostraca; Decapoda; Portunidae
Product: facilitated trehalose transporter Tret1-2 homolog
Exons: 4
Coding region: 305-1738 (477 amino acids)
Biological process (GO): transmembrane transport
Cellular component (GO): membrane
Molecular function (GO): transmembrane transporter activity
Source: RefSeq, a predicted model, not a curated record
AGGGAUUAUGCCUCAGAAGGCUGGAGGUGUGCAGCAGCAACAGGUCUAGCUUGAAAAUGGCUCUGUGUGUGUGCAGGUGUCUCCAUCAUACGUGGCACUGAAACACAGGAUAUAGCAGAAUUGUAUUUCUCUAACGCUUCAACAACUAUCUUCCUCAAAAGCUACUGCGGAGUCAGCAAAUGUUCUAAGCCUAAACCCACCACGAGGGACGCAUUUCACCUCUCCGUCAAACCUACAUAUAAAAAAAAAUUAAAUAAAUAAACAAAUAAAUAAAUAGUAAGAAAGCAGUUAUACCAAAAACGUAAUGGCAGCAAAAACAGACCAGCCCAUAGCUCAGCCAUCCAUGAAGAAAUCCUUGCAACAGCCCCGCACUAAGUGGUGGCCGAUCCUGGUCUUGUCAAUAGUCUCCAUAUCGGAAGGGACCUGUGUCUCCUUUCCGGGUAUCGUUCAGCCACAACUGACCAAAGCUGCUCCUGGAGAACUCUCCCUGACCACGGAAGAAGUCUCCAUCCUCAACAGCCUCUUUCACAUGGGCUUAGUGAUGGCAGCCUGCCCCUCCUUGCCGCUGCAGACCAUUAUGGGGCAGAGGAUCGUUAUCGUGCUGGGAAUCUGCCUGAAUGUUUCUGCCUGGCUAGCCAUUACCCUGACCAAGAAGAUCUGGGUUCUUUGUCUGGCACGUUUCGCUCAAGGCAUGUGUUUAAACACAGGAGGUCCUUCAAUAACUACAUAUCUGGUUGAGACGGCACACAAGAACAACAGAGGAUGGCAAACUGGGACCCAAUAUCUUUCCAGGAGCAUCGGACUGCUAGUGCCAGCCAUCACUACCACAGCAAACUUAAGCUGGCGCCAAACAGGAAUAGUGUGCUGCGUACUGAGUCUCGUCCCCAUAAUAGGCAUCCUGUUACUGCCAGACUCUCCCAGGUGGCUCAUGACUCGCGGCCGCAACACCGAAGCCCAAAAAGCUUUAAAAUACUUUCGAGGAGAAUGCAGCGAGAUUGAAUCCGAAUAUAAAGAGAUUGUCUCCCAGGCGCUCAAGGAGGGGCAAGGUGACAUUUGUCACCAAACAAGUAUGCUGUUUAGAGCUCCUACAAGGCGCACGCUAAGUCUGCUGUUUGUCACAGCGAGCACCAUCUAUUUUGGGGGAAGCAACUUGGUCAUCACCUACAUGGUGCCCAUAAUGCAAAGGGCAAAGAUAACUACUGAUCCUUACUUGACCAGUAUUGUUUUUUUUCUAACAAGAACUUUGGGUGCUACUAUGUCUGUGUGCCUCUCACACCGUCUGAAACGAAAACCUCUAAUAAUUGUAGGCCUCAUAAGUAUAUCUCUUUCUCAUGGAAUGAUCAGCCUCUACUUCUUCCUGCAGAGGUUUGGAAUAUCGGACAUAAGCUGGAUGCCCAUUGCCGCAAUAAUAAUAAUGCUUUUCUCUGACGGCAUUGGUUGCACGGGAUAUUACACACUUGAAGGGGAGUUACUGCCGCUGUCCUGUCGUACCAUUGGUGUCUUGUCACUGAAAUGUGCCGGUGGAAUGUCAGCUGUUUUGAAUAUGAUGACCUACGAGCAGACAAUUGUGGCACUGGAAAUGGACGGCGCUUUUCUUCUCUAUGGUGCCUUGAGUGCCAUCGCACCUUUCAUCAUCAUCUUCUGCCUGCAGGAGACACACGGUGUCUCACUGGAGGAAUUAACAGUGAGUGUAUCACAGAAUGACAAUACAGUGAAGACCAAGACUCUGAAUAUUUGAGGUGUGUGUGUGUGUGUGUGUGUGUGUGUGUGUGUGUGUGUGUGUGUGUGUGUGUGUGUGUGUGUGUGUGUGUGUGUGUGUGCGUGUGCGUGUGUGUGUGUGUGUGUGUGUGUGUGUGUGUGUGUGUGCGUGUGCGUGUGUGUGUGUGUGUGUGUGUGUGUGUGUGUGUUUCACCAACUAUGAUCAAACAAAGCAACACAUUUCAGUCAAUAAAUGAAAGUCCAUCACGUAUAAUUUGGCCAACUCAUUGAGUUUGACGAGGUACCCGCAGUCUUUACCCUGUAGAUGUGCAGUACAGAUAAUCGUUGGUCUGACUGAAAUACAAGGCGAGCCCACAACUGCAUUAAUAAUAACCUGGGAUGGUCUGCUCAGCUGUUAUGGAGAUGUUAAGCAGGUUUUUUAUAAGACAUUUCUUCCUGAAUUAAAUCUCUAUUCAAACCUA